GCGGCUGCUUGCGGCGCCGUGUGCGCGCGCCUCCCGGGCGGAUUCGGCCCCCGAGCGCGAGAGCGCGGCAGGGAGCUUCAGGAUUUCUUCCUGAUCAAGCAGACAGUUCAGGAUACACAGUCCAAGGAUGAAUGUUCACCGUGGCGCUGAGACCGACAGGUUAUUGUGGCAGGAGGCCAGCUGCCUGAUGGAUGAAGCCUCAGCUGCAGCCCAAGAAAAAGAAGCAAAUAGCCCGGCUUCUUCUGGUGUUCAAAAUCUUACUUAUCCUCUAGGUCCCAGGAAUGAUGGUGCUUUACUGCAUGAACUGUCUAAUGACGGCGCUCACAAGCAGUUUGAUCACUACCUCGAAGAGCUGAUCCUGCCCAUCAUGGUGGGCUGUGCCAAGAAAGGGGAGCGAGAAUGCCACAUCGUCGUGCUGACGGAUGAGGAUUCUGUGGACUGGGACGAAGACCACCCCCCACCCAUGGGGGAGGAGUAUUCCCAAAUUCUUUAUAGCUCUAAGCUCUAUAGAUUUUUCAAAUAUAUUGAGAAUCGGGAUGUCGCUAAAACAGUGUUAAAGGAACGGGGCCUGAAAAACAUUCGCAUUGGAAUUGAAGGUUAUCCUACCUGUAAAGAAAAAAUUAAGAGGAGACCUGGUGGCCGGUCUGAAGUGAUCUAUAAUUACGUGCAGCGCCCCUUUAUCCAGAUGUCAUGGGAAAAAGAAGAAGGAAAGAGUCGCCAUGUGGAUUUCCAGUGUGUUCGGAGCAAAUCCCUCACUAAUCUGGUAGCUGCUGGAGAAGAUGUCUUGGAGGACCAAGAGAUAUUAAUGCACCACCCACCCCAAGUGGAUGAACUUGACCGGCUAAACGCCCCACUUUCUCAGAUGGCUUCUAACAACUUUCAGGAUUAGGGGCAGCUGUGGGCCCCUCUGCCGGCCUUUUCUCUGACUGGGAUGCCCAUAGCCAAUCCUCCCCAUGGUUUGUCUCACACUAAGUAGGAGACAUGCUUCUCCCCGCUCCUUUCCUUUUCUGCCAUAAUUAAUGUGUGUCCUUUUCAGUAAGUCUGUGCCUCCGGCAGGAGAUAAAAAAGCACUCACUGGUAAUUAAGCUGCCAGCUUUGCAGCAGCCCUGGUAACUUGAAAAUUUUGGAUCUGGUGCUGUUCACCGAGUCUUUGCAUAACUGCAAAAGUAGGAAAGGAGGUCAAGACUCCUAUUGCCUCAUACUCAGCAAAGCAGUUCUCAUCCUUUACACUCUGUUCUUGGCUUUUGUUUGUUUUAUUUGGUUUUAUACUAGGCAAAUUACUUAGCAGCAAAGGGACCAAACUUAGAAGGAGACAAUCUCUAUCUUCUACAAGCAGGCACUAAUUGGAUGCCCAUUAGAGGUUAGUGGAGAUACCAUACUUGUGGCCUCUGUGCCCAGGUUGCAUCUGGGAAGAAACAGGCUCUCAUUCAAAAUGUCCAAAGGAAAUUCUUAGGAGCUUCAGUUCAGUUUUUUUUUUUUUUUUCGUUAUUGCAAUGAACAAUCCAAAACCUCACAGAUUCUUUAACAGGAAGGAUAAUGUAUAACAAUGUUUAUGAAACCCUUUUAGCUUCAAGGUUUUUGACCCUAAACAAAUUGAUUAUUCAUUUGGAGUGAAAUUCACACU
Molecule: messenger RNA, 1624 nt
Organism: Lipotes vexillifer (Yangtze River dolphin)
Lineage: Eukaryota; Metazoa; Chordata; Mammalia; Artiodactyla; Lipotidae
Gene: KCTD20
Product: potassium channel tetramerization domain containing 20
Exons: 5
Coding region: 128-889 (253 amino acids)
Biological process (GO): positive regulation of phosphorylation
Cellular component (GO): cytoplasm
Molecular function (GO): protein binding
Source: RefSeq, a predicted model, not a curated record